Messenger RNA from Cetraspora pellucida, 284 nucleotides. The record is from the annotation of a GenBank genome assembly. NCBI's taxonomy places the organism in Eukaryota, Fungi, Glomeromycota, Glomeromycetes, Diversisporales, Gigasporaceae.
AUGUUUAGCUUUUAUUUACAAGAACUUAAUUAUUAUUCAUAUGAAAAGCUUUAUAAAUUUGCUUUACAAGAAUCUAAUAAUUUUUUAAAAGAACUUGGUAACUCUUUACAAGAAUUUGAAAAUUUUUUACAAGAACACAAUAACUUUUUACAAGGAUUUAAUUUAUUACAAAACUCUGAUAACUCUUUACAAAAAAUUGACUUAUCACAAGAAUUUGACAAUUUACAAAAAACUAAUGAUUAUCUACAAGAACUUGAUGAUUAUCCCAAAAAUUCUAUCAUAUU